AUAGUGGAUAGCUGUCAUGCUAAUUCUUUGCUGUUCUUUGACACUGAUAAUGAAAAACAAUAGAUAGAAGCAGUGAUGUCGACAGCCUUCAUACUUUUCUUCCUUUUGCUGAAACAAUCGGCGUUGGCCGCAGAAAUGGAACUGCUUCUUGUACAUGCGCUUUGGAGGCACGGAGACCGAUCACCAACAAAAACAUUCCCAAAAGACCCCAUACAAGAGGAUGACUGGAAAUUUGGAGGCGGGGGUUUUGGACAACUCUCACCGAUCGGAAUGCGACAACACUAUAACCUCGGCAGACAAAUUAGACGACGAUACAUCGACAGACUCGGAUUUCUGUCAAAAAAGUAUUCAUCAAAAGAGAUAUACGUCCGCUCAACUGAUUUCAAUAGAACAAUAAUAUCGGCACUGUCGAAUCUGAUGGGAAUGUAUGGUUAUAACCAUGGUCACAGCGAAAAAAAUGUCGAUUAUCCAGAUGUAGAAGGAUGGCCUACAGGAUAUGUUCCUAUUGCAGUACACACGGUUGAAGCGGCCACAGACUAUUUGUUGCCAGCGGAACACGAAUCAACUAUAUGCAAAAGGCGUAAUCAGUUGCGCAAAAUCGCACAGGAAUCCGAAGAAGCAAAAGCCUUCCUCACCAGUCAUGAAGUUGUCGAGUUGUUCAAAAACUUAACUGCUUUUUGUGGACAGAAUAUUACCGUUAACAAUUUCUGGAGUAUACGUGAUAUACUUAUGAUCGAGCAAAUACAUAAAAAGGAUAGACUGCGAAAUGAAAGCAAAUGGUUUUCGGACGAGCUUUUCAAGAAGAUGACUGAAGUCGACAUUCGCAUAGAGCCCUAUCAAGCAGCUACCUUCAAUAAGACCGUAACCUUCAACAACCUUGAUCUCUGGCAAGAAUAUCAAAAAGUCUGUGGAGGGUCACUCUUCAACGACAUCAAAAUGCGUAUGGAUUUGAAGUGGGAUUGCUUAAUAAAUCAUCAUUCAAGGUGCAGAUGGAUUGACGGCCUCAAAUAUUUUGUUUAUUCUGCACACGAUGUCAAUGUAUUCGCUUUCUUUUCCAUUUUGCGACUUCUUCACUCUGAGGUGGUAAUGCCUGAUGGAUACGUACCGUACGCUGCUGCCGUAUUCGUCGAGUUAUGGAAGAACAAUACAGAUGGAAAGCCAUAUUUCAGGCUGGCUUAUCAUAGAAAACCUGAUGAGACAGGUGAUACUAUCUACACAAUAACGCAGGAGAUAGAACCUUGCGAAGGAAAAGAAUUUUGUAAGCUGGAUGUGUACAGAGAUAUUGCUGCAAAAGUGAAACCAGACCAAGAAAUGGCGAAGUUGUGUCUUAUCGAUCCUAAUCCAAGCAGUUCUACCGAGUCUCCACCCAGUCCUGCAUCCACGAUGUGGCAGCCGCAUUUUAUGAUAGCCUUGAUCCUUCUCUCACUCAAAUGGGUAUACUUCUGAGAAACAAGCAAACACACACAAGUUCGUGAUGUGCUCAAGGAGAAAAUCUAGUCAUUUUAUCGAGUCGUUUCAUAAGUUCAUAGAUUUUUCAUAACCAACGAAAUAGCGAAAUUUUAUCAAAUUCGGUCGGUGAUGUAUAUUCCGCUGUUGCAUUCAACUUUCUGCCACCUUGCCGUCAGAUUUUGAACUCUGCUUUCAGCGGGUCUGGCCAAAAAAGUCUCUUGACCAGCGCC
This is a messenger RNA of Cylicocyclus nassatus, 1679 nucleotides long. The record is from the annotation of a GenBank genome assembly. NCBI's taxonomy places the organism in Eukaryota, Metazoa, Nematoda, Chromadorea, Rhabditida, Strongylidae.